UUUCUUUAGUUGGGAGACAAAAGCGUCGACGUGAUUUCCGUGUUUAUCAGUCGAUUGCUGGGAAACAUUGAAGUUUAUUCUGUAGUACGUUAAUUCCUUUGGUCUUCUCGAUGUUCUGUGAUGAGCUCGUGCUAAAGACUGUUACCAAAGACUACAUUGAGAUCUUUGCUUUUACCACGGACGUUAUAAUAUAGUUGGUGCUUUUUGGCUAUACAGCUCGUGAUUGUUUCUUCUGGAAAUCAAGUAGCGAGAAUGACAUCCCUUGUGUCACUGGCGUUAUUUGAUUGGUCCCCACAGUCGUCUGCAAAAUUUGAGUUAAACGACUACUGUCAAACGUUAUUUUUGAUGUAGAAAAAAAUCGCAGUCAGUGAUAACGAGCUAAAGUUUAUGGCUUCAGUGCACCUAAUGUUACAACCUGCCUGUAUUGAUGGGGUCAGAUCGAGUGGUGGUGACUUUUUCCCCCUAAAAAACAGUCCCUGCUUCAGUAUGCCAUCAGAUGCUGUCGCAGACUCAAACUUAUCAGUGAGAGAAUUACUCUUCUAGCAUUUCAAGACCAGCUGCAAGUUGUGCAGCUUUGUAUUGCCAAUCAAAACAAAAAGAAGGGAGAACUGUUUGAAGCCAACAGAGAGGAAGUGGUAGAGCAGGCAAACUGGAUCAAUUGUGAGAAAGUUGUGUCAUUGCUAGAAACAGUAAUGAAUAGCACAUUAGAUACCACAGUUCAUCAGCAUACACGAAACCUCUACGAAGACUUGCUGGAAAAGUAUACUUCUUUUAUGAAGAGCAGCAACCACUUUGAUGCUGUGGAUGUUUUUAAGACCUUUUUAACUGAACUUUUGAAGACAGACUCAGCUUUGUUCAAAGAUGUUUCUUCAGUUCACUUUGAAUUUCAUGGAAAGGCACCAGAUUUGUUGCAAGAAGUUGUUGCUGAAAUGCUGAAGAAUACAACCAUCCACCAAGAGCAGCAAAGGAUAAGUCUUACCAGUUCUGCUAAAGCUCUUCUCUUUUCAUUCAUGGCCUCUCAGGAGCAGGGAGAUAAUGCCAAUGAUAGAUUAGAGUCAUCUGACAGAGGUUUUUUAAAGGAAAUAGUUGCUCAGAUUAUCUCCAGCUACAUCCACUUACUGGUAAACACUCGCAGUGAGCUGGCAUUGGCUUGCAUUUUCAACACACCAGAAAGAGGCUUGGACAGUCACGCAUUCACACAUCUCAAACAUGAAGCAAAAGAAAAGAAUAUGUCUUUGUUUCAGAUGACAUUGUCACUGAUGGCACAGUUACGACUUGGAGGUCAAGGCUAUGCUCCACCACCAGACAGCAACCUCCUGCUUCAUGUCAAGGGUUUAGGAAUGCUAACAGAUUUCAUAAGUCGACUCCAAACCCGUAUGGAAGAUCCAGCAUGUACAAGAUCUGGGCUGACCCGCGUGAUAGUCACCAUAAAGAAUAGUCUGGUCAACUGCAAAAGUAAGCGAUUUCCACAUCAAGUUGUUGAGGAAGUUGCAAACUCAAUAGAAAGGCAACUUGAUGACCUUAUACUUACCAUGGAGGAUCAGGGUCUGCUAAUAAGUCCAGACAAGGUGGCAGCUAACAAAGGUGGUACACUAGCAAGUAGGCGAGUUCAGCGAGUCCUGCUAUGGUUUCUGGAUAAGUGUGCAUCAGCUCCUACUAUUGUCAGUUCAGCUUAUCUUUGGAUGCAGGAUUUGUCAUUUGGAUCACAUACCCCAACACGGUUUUCCUGCACGCUGACACGUUUCUGUUCACCAGUUUUAACAAAGGAUUCCUCAUCCUUGAAGAAGGCUGGAAGUAAGAAGCCUGGUUUACAGAAGAAAAAUAUCAGUAUUAUCAGUCAUGCACCAGAUGGACAAGAAAGCAAGACAUUCCAGAAAGUAUGCUUUAAAAGAUGUUUGGAUUCUGUCAUUGUUUUGCCAAGCAAAACAGUCAUGCAUCCUGCAGAAUCCAUCAUAAAUGAAACAUGUCUUGACAAGCAAGCGAAUUGUAUAAAUGACAGCAUGGCCGAUAAAGAAAAUAUACAAAGUAGACCAAGUCAUGCCGAUAAGCAAGUUUGCAAAAAAAUGUGUCAUUGUGUUUCCUCUAUUUCAUCUAAAGAGGCACCCAUAGGAACAAUCAGGCUGGUAGUCGGUAACCAUGAUAAUCAGAAACAGAAAUGUUCUCAGCAGAAUAAAAAAUGCAGACGUAGGCUGCUUCCUCAGAUAAAGGGUCAACAACAAAUCACACACUUUUUUCGUCUGUAAUAAACUGUUUAGCAUAAAUAUUUAUCAAAUGGCUUGAUGGGUUUGUUUGCUUUACUGUAAUGUAUUUUACUUUUGCUUUUGUAUAGCCCAAUCAUGCAGUUAUAGUAGUUGAAUAAAUCCUGUACUUUCGUUGAUUCAGAAAGGUAAUAUCUACCUAUGGGAUUUUUUGUGAGACUAGAAAAAUAUCUACAGAAUGAGAGAGGAUGCCUAGUAACAAAACUGUAAAUGAAAAGAUGAGGUAAUUUUUAGCAAUAUUUAUAUUGCAAAUGCAGACUGUUCAGGAUUUUAAAAAUACCAAGGUGAUUUGCCUGUUUAAGCAUCAAAUUUUCCCCAACUUGAACAGUCAUGAGUUGUUGAUUUUACAUUUGAGAAGAAAUAAAAUGAAACAUGUAAAUGUGUUUGGGAGUUUUCUUUCUAAAGGCUAAACGAAUGCCCUUGAGCCUUUGGCAGAGUUGUGUGCGAAGGUCACAGGAAGCCUGUAUGAGACUGUUAGUGCUCAAACUUGUGUAACCGAUGCACGUCCGUGGUUAGGGUCUUUGUAUCUUAUUUCUGAAUCUGCUAUUUUUUGGCUUCUAGCACAAAAUAUACUACUUGAUAUACACAUUACUAUUCUAUUCACGUUCAUUUUCUGCAUAUGCAUCACGAAGUGCAGUUAAUAUGGCGUGGGAGCGUGCGUAUGUUAUAUACCACAUAUUCCAUCUGUGCAAUCGAAAUGUGAACAGCUAUUGAAUGGUCUUUCCAUGCUCUUCCACUACGAAGGGU
Messenger RNA from Pomacea canaliculata, 3005 nucleotides. Its product is annotated as PCNA-interacting partner-like. The transcript has 11 exons. Gene Ontology annotation, cellular component: chromatin. NCBI's taxonomy places the organism in Eukaryota, Metazoa, Mollusca, Gastropoda, Architaenioglossa, Ampullariidae. Gene Ontology annotation, biological process: negative regulation of double-strand break repair via homologous recombination. Bases 693 to 2243 code for a protein of 516 amino acids. The record is from RefSeq and is a predicted model, not a curated record.